GUUGAUGGAACCGUCAGAAUUAUGUGUUAUUAUUAAUUACUAAUUACUAUAUAAUCAGCUAUGAGUCUACCAAAAAUGGAUGUCCAUGACGCGACGUUUGUGACAGCGUGACAAGUGACAACAAAAACAAACAUAACCUCAAAAGUCAUAAAUCCACUGAGUAUGGGUACAAAUGACAAAUCGCCAUAGUUUUAGCAUCUAUCACAAAAACAACACAGGAUGAAAUGUUUAUGAAAACAAGUGAAAAGCCACUAGUUUUCAAAAUACGACUUUUAAGGGAAAGGAGUGAUAAUUGAAACUGGAUAGUGUUCACUAGGCCCAUUACAAAUCAUAAAAUGGAUGCAUGUAACUUAUGUCUGCAGAAUACAUAUCAACUUGUCGACUCAGAAGUCUCAAGAAGACUGAGUGCUUGCAUUAAAUUCUCCAACUAUCUGCCUAACAUACCACAUCAAAAACACAUGUUCGCUUGUGAGCUAUGUUUACAGAAUUUCAGCACUUUCAUAGAAUUCCACGACAUGGUAGUUGCAACAGAAUCGAAAAUAGAAUUUGUGCUGAAAGAACUCUCCUGCCAGAAGGUUAACCUCAAAAGUAUCUGUGAUGGGGCGAACAUGUUAGACAAGCGUCAGCACUGCAGAGUAUGCCUGAAUCCGGUCAAAUGGCUUGGGAUAUAUCUCUACAAGAACGACACGAACAUUCUUGAUUUUUCAAUACUCAAAAAGAUGUUCACAUACUGCAAUCUGAAUUUGGAUUUUGAGGUGUCAGACCGCCCGGUUCUAUGUAGGCAGUGCUUCGAAAGACUGCAAAUAACCUACAAUUUCAAAAAAACUAUAACCGAAGCUUUUGAGGGAAGUAUAGAAUCAAUAGAAGAUGGCUUCGAAGAGCCAACUGUUUCUGAUCCAGAAGUUAGAGUGAGAAAUGAUUUGAUGUAUCAACUUGAGGAACACAAUUAUAGUUCAAGACAAAUUUCUGCGGAGUCAGAUCCAAAGUUAAAAUGCAAUGCAGUAGUUGUGCUAGAACGGCUUCCUGAUAUUGUGCCUAAUCCGGUGUAUCAGAGGAGGAGGAGAAGAAGAAAAGGUCAAAAGAGUCAGUCUAGGUCAUAUCUGAACAGAAACUGCAAGCUGAAAUCAAAUCAUGAGACUGAAAACAAUAGUACUCGGGAGGAAUCUAGAUUGACCCUAUCUGCUAAUAGUCAAACUAGCAAUCACAGAGGAGAGCUUGAAAAUGACCAACUGGGCCAUGGUCGUGUUUAUAAUAAUGAGGAUUUGAUACUUCUUCAGUUAUACUACACCCACACGAAAUUGGAAACGGAUUUUCCAACUGGGUAUUGGGAAAAUAUUGCCUUUGACUGGAGGUCGAUCACACGGAAAAUCAAAGGACAGUUACAGUUGAGUAGAAAAGUAUAGGCUACUAAGUAAAAGUUUGAUUCCACAAAAUGUGAUAGACAGGAUAAAGAACGAUGUGAAAAAAAAAUUGGAAAUGCAACUAAAUCAACAAAGUGCUACAGAAGAGUCAGAUAGAUUAUAUAACCAGGCUUCUGAUAACUCUGAUAAUACAGGAGAGUGUAGCACCAUAGUAAUAAAGCAGGAGCCGCCAUGUGAUAUGGAUAUUGAAAUCUGGUUCCCCGAACCAAAAGUAGAACCAUCAUCAGAUUCCGAGACGGAAUCUGCCGAUUCGCCACCACAAUUGGAUAGAAUGGAUAUCGCUACAAGCAGUUCAUAUGUCUUAUCCGUGCAGAAACGAGCGCUAGGGGCAUGUGGAACUGAUCAUACGUAUAGCGUAUUGCAAAAACAUACAAAAAAACCCGUAGUUAGUCAUCCUAAAAUUCUCUUAGAAGAGGAUUUCAGAUGUAGCGAGUGUUUCUUCACCACCAAGGUGGAAUGGUGGGCAACUAGACAUAUGAUUUUGCACCAGUCGGGAAAUUUGAAAAUACAUCAAUGUCCUAAAUGUACAUACAGGAUAACGUCCAAAAAACUGUUGAGCAUUCAUAAAAGGACGCACUAUAAUGAUACAGAUGAUGAUGCUCCAAUGUUAACUCCAUGGUACACUGAAGGUAAAUUGACUCGGGAAGAAAAACAAGAAAUGCUGUCAAUGUCGAAACUAACCUGAACAUGAACAUUUUUCUCAUUCCGGAAUAAUACUUUUAUAAACUUUUGCUGUGUUCUGUGCAUUUCAUGUUUUGUAUGAAGCUGGCCAGGCAUUGAGAUUUUAACAUGCGUUUUCUACAUUUAAUCAUUGUUUAUUCUUCACCUAAAAUAUAC
Molecule: messenger RNA, 2258 nt
Organism: Acanthoscelides obtectus
Lineage: Eukaryota; Metazoa; Arthropoda; Insecta; Coleoptera; Chrysomelidae
Source: the annotation of a GenBank genome assembly